This is a messenger RNA of Impatiens glandulifera, 3712 nucleotides long. Its product is annotated as importin subunit beta-1-like. Bases 151 to 2739 code for a protein of 862 amino acids. Gene Ontology annotation, molecular function: small GTPase binding; nuclear import signal receptor activity. Gene Ontology annotation, cellular component: nucleus; cytoplasm. Gene Ontology annotation, biological process: protein import into nucleus. The record is from RefSeq and is a predicted model, not a curated record. Lineage: Eukaryota; Viridiplantae; Streptophyta; Magnoliopsida; Ericales; Balsaminaceae. The transcript is spliced from 3 exons.
AGCAGAAAAAUCCAGCUUUACUUUUCAGUGUCUUCUAUCUCUCUCUUUCUCUUUCUCUUUCUCUGCUAGGGUUUGAGACGCUUUUCCGUUCUUUCCAGCUGGAGAGUGUAUCUUACAGUUUCUAUCGCCGGUCCGGGACUCUUUAGAAGUAUGGCAACGGAAGUAACGCAGGUUCUCUUAAAUGCACAAGCGGUGGAUGCAGCAGUGCGAAAGAAUGCGGAAGAAACUUUGAAACAAUUUCAGGAGCAAAACCUCCCGGGUUUCCUAUUAUCGCUUGCAGGAGAGCUUGCAAGCAAUGAGAAGCCUGUUGAUAGCCGCAAGUUAGCAGGACUUAUCCUUAAGAAUGCUUUGGAUGCCAAGGAACAACAUAGGAAAUUGGAGUUUGUUCAAAGGUGGCUUUCUCUAGACGUGUCAGUAAAGACACAAAUUAAGAUGUUACUACUACAGACUCUAUCCUCUCCUGCAGCUGAAGCUUGGUCAACUGCUUCACAAGUUAUUGCAAAGGUAGCAGGUAUUGAGUUGCCUAAAAAAAUGUGGCCUGAGCUCAUAGAAUCUCUCUUGUCCAACAUUCAUCAACUCCCUGCUCAUGUCAAGCAAGCUACUUUGGAAACUCUGGGGUAUUUGUGUGAAGAGGUUUCAUCAGGUGUUGAGCAAGAUAAUGUAAAUAAGAUACUAACGUCUGUGAUUCAAGGUAUGAAUGCAUCGGAAGUGAAUGAUGUAAGGCUCGCUGCAACUCGAGCACUGUACAAUGCUCUCGGCUUUGCUAAGGAAAAUUUUAACAAUAAUGUGGAACGUGAUUACAUCAUGAGAGUUGUUUUUGAAUCAACUCUAUCUCCUGAUAUAAAGAUUCGACAGGCAUCAUUCGAAUGUUUGGUCUCCAUUUCUUCAAUGUACUACGAGAAAUUAGCUCCUUACAUCCAUGACAUCUACAACAUCGCAGCUAAGGCAGUUAAGGAAGACGAGGAGCCUGUUGCUCUGCAAGCUAUUGAAAUCUGGAGCUCAAUUUGUGAUGAGGAAUUCGAUAUCUUAGAAGAAAUUGAUGGUGAUUUUGCUAGAGACUCAGAUAUUCAAUGCUUCUAUUUUGUCAAACAAGCAUUGCCUGCGCUCGUUCCAAUGCUGCUAGAGACUCUGCUUAAACAAGAUGAAGAUCAAGAUCAGGAUGACAGUGCAUGGAAUAUUGCUAUGGCUGGUGGUACUUGCCUAGGUUUGGUUGCAAGAACUGUGGGUGAUGAUAUUGUCCCGCUUGUGAUGCCAUUUAUUGAAGAAAACAUUGCAAGAUCUGACUGGAGGCAAAGGGAAGCAGCCACCUAUGCUUUUGGUUCCAUCUUGGAAGGUCCUUCACCUGACAAGUUAAUGGGUAUAGUAAACGUUGCUCUCAAUUUCAUGCUUGCUGCUUUGAAGACAGAUCUAAAUAGCCAUGUAAGGGACACAACAGCCUGGACCCUUGGAAGGAUUUUCGAGUUCCUACAUGGUUCAGCCAUGGAAAGAGCAGUAAUUACACCGGAAAAUUGCCAACAAAUAGUAACCGUCCUCCUUCACAGCAUGAAGGACAUACCGAAUGUUGCUGAGAAGGCUUGUGGUGCACUCUAUUUCCUCACCCAGGGUUGUGAGGAUGUGGGUCCCUCUUCUCCACUAAAUGCUUAUUUCCAGGAAAUUGUUCAGGCUCUUCUUACGGUUACCCACAGGGAAGAUGGUGGAGAAUCGCGAUUGCGGACUGCUGCUUACGAGACUUUGAACGAAGUGGUAAGGUGUUCAACCGACGAAACAUUUCCAAUGGUAUUACAGCUAGUACCUGUCAUUAUGAUGGAGCUUCACCUGACCCUUGAGAGGGAGAAGCAAGGUGAACUGCAAGGUCUUCUUUGUGGGUGCUUACAGGUUAUUAUUCAGAAACUAGGAGCAAUGGAGGCGACAAAGAAUGCCUUCAUGCAGUAUGCAGAUCAAAUCAUGAAUCUCUUCCUCAGGGUGUUUUCUUGUAGAAGUGCUGCUACAGUAUACGAGGAAGCAAUGCUUGCAAUAGGUUCUCUUGUGUAUGUAACAGGCUCGGACUUUGCUAAAUAUAUGCCUGAGUUCUACAAAUACUUGGAAAUGGGUCUUCAGAACUUUGAGGAAUAUCAAGUUUGUGCUGUUACGGCUGGGGUGGUAGGAGACAUAUGUAGGGGAUUGGAACAUAGGAUAUUGCCAUACUGUGAUGCAAUUAUGACGCAACUCCUUAAAGAUUUGUCCAGCAGUCAGUUACAUCGAUCGGUGAAGCCUUCCAUUUUUUCAUGCUUUGGUGAUAUAGCACUUGCUAUAGGGGAGAGUUUUGAUAAAUAUUUGAUGUAUGCCAUGCCUAUGCUUCAGAGUGCAGCAGAAUUAUCUUUCCGUUCAUCGGGUGCAGAUGAUGAACUGAGCGACUACACCAAUCUUCUGAGGAAUGGGAUAUUGGAGGCGUAUUCUGGGAUAUUGCAAGGGUUUAAAAAUUCUCCCAAGUCUCAUCUCCUAGCUCCUUAUGCACCUCAUAUCCUCCUGUUUCUUGAUAGUAUGUAUAUAGAAAAAGACAUGGAUGAAGUGGUGAUGAAAACUGCUAUUGGAGUCCUUGGAGAUCUGGCUGAUACUCUGGGAAAUACAGCAAGUUCUUUGAUUCAGAAAUCUCUGGCAAGCGAGGAGUUUUUAAAUGAAUGUUUGUCUUCAGAGGAUCAUUUCAUCAAAGAAUCUGCUGAAUGGGCCAGAUUGGCUAUCAAUCGAGCAAUUUCUGUUUGAGGAUACUACUACCACAUGGUGCAUAUUUUUUUUCCAUUUGGAGUCCUGCAUGCAUGCAUCCAUCCAUCCAUCCAUCCAUCCAUCUUGUUGGGUCAUGAUUAAACUCGGUCAGUGGAGUGAGUGAACUCCAAGUUGUCACUAACAAUGCAUGUGCAUUACCUAUCGGAUUGAUAUCUCUCCAAGUUGCCACUAACUCUGCAUGCACUGGUCGGUGUUCUGUCCCUACACCAUGGGUUAACACAAAAGGGCGAUCGUUGCCUUUCAAAACCUUUGAUGGUUUUGUCUGUGCAAUAAUCAGACUGUCAUUCUUCUUAUUCUCCAGGUUUAUGGUUGUUGUUAGUAGGUAGGGUUGAUUUUGAAAUGGUGUCCAGAAUUUACAGAUCCUAGCUAGGUUGCAUGUCUUUGAUAAAAAAAAUAUACUUUGGCAUUGAUGGUAGUUGUGAUCUUCAUUCAAGGAAUAAUGGUGAUGGAAUCAUUCAUUCUAGUGAUCAUCCUCUCACCAUAGAGAGUUAGUUUUUCAAGGUCUGGACUGACUCGCUAUCUGGCAAAACAAAUCUGGUAGUGAUUUUCUUUUAAUUCCAAUCUGUGUCUGUCCCAUCUUUGCAUACAUUUUCCUUUUAUAAACGGGUCUUGCAUUCAUUCCAUUCAGUCUUUGAGGAGGGGAGUCCCAGUCUCAUGCUAUUUUCAUGGGCAUGCUGUUUCAUCCAUUAAAUGCUCGUUUUCUUCUUUUUUGGGGGAAAGGUUUUAUUAUGGUUUUUUUUUUUCAUUCAAUCACAAGUUAGUUGAACACACUGCAUUCAUUCAUUCAUUGGUCUUUGAGGAGUUUAUUUUUUCUUUUCUUUUUUUCCUCACCAACAUUGUAGAAAAGUACAGAAGAAUGAAGACAUAUUUCCUUUUCUUUUAUGGUUUGGCGCUUUGUCCACAUAUUGUAAUGGCAUAUUAUAUUCAGUAUCUUGAGUCUGCUUUAUCCGUU